This is a messenger RNA of Drosophila subobscura, 734 nucleotides long. RefSeq names its product mucin-22. The record is from RefSeq and is a predicted model, not a curated record. The transcript is spliced from 2 exons. NCBI's taxonomy places the organism in Eukaryota, Metazoa, Arthropoda, Insecta, Diptera, Drosophilidae. Bases 18 to 605 code for a protein of 195 amino acids.
UUCUACAACAUUGCAAAAUGAAGGUUCUUUCGAUCUUAUUGUUGGCCGCGCUAAUGGCAACAGUUUCCGCCAAGCCCCAUGGUGGCUGGAAGGGAAGUCUCACUGGCCACUGGAGAAUCAGCGGAGGAAGUUCGAGGGCCAACGAAUGGGAACCCAUUAUCGCCCAUCAUGACAAUAGUCACGAAAAUUCCAAGGAAGACUCAUCAGAGGAGAGCGCUGCUGUGCCGAGCACCACCCAAUCCCCUUUACAGCCAGAGGAUUCCACCACUGACCUACCAGUGGAAUCGACACAGGCCCCAGAUGAGUCCACAACUGAUGCCGGGGAGGAAGACUCUACCACCCAAUCUUCUGAAGAGCCUGAGGAGUCCACAACUGACUCUGAGGAGGGUAGCGGAUCCACGGACGAAAGUACUGAUGUUACGGACGACGAAACGACUACCCAGGUGCCUGAUGACACCACAACUGACUCCGAGGAGGGCAGCGGAUCUACGGAAGAGAGCACUGCUGUUACGGACAACGAAGACUCCACCCCCACUGAAGAGCCCGAGACAACUUCCUCAUCCGAGGAGGGCAGCGGAACCACACUCGGAAUUGUCGCAGUCUAAGCUUCCAAGCAUGAGUAAAGUAAAUGGUUUAGCCAUAGUUCUACGAAAUACUACGAGUAUAUAAAUGAACCUCCUAUGACAAUAAUGUUUUGCGGAAGUUCCCUUUAAAUAUAGUAAUUACAAACUUAA